This is a messenger RNA of Serendipita indica DSM 11827, 1653 nucleotides long. The record is from the annotation of a GenBank genome assembly. NCBI's taxonomy places the organism in Eukaryota, Fungi, Basidiomycota, Agaricomycetes, Sebacinales, Serendipitaceae.
AUGCCCACUCGUUCAUUCCACCUUCUCGCGCUCCUAUUCGCUGCUGCCUCCGCACCUUGGGCAUCCUUCCGCGAUGCGCAUGGGGCUAUAGGAGGGGUCUAUGCCGCAGCACUUCCUUCUCCAGCUUCAUUUCCAGACUCGGGUUCAGCUUACCCAGCUCUCCAAAGAUUCACCAAACGGCGUACCGCUCCACGAGUAGAAAUACGAGACGUAGAUGGUCCAGUGAGAGCGGACGGAUAUAUUAUCACGUUUACGGAUGGUGCAAAUGCUACCGAAGCACACGACGCCAUCGUUGCGUCCUUUGGCAAAGAAGCCGUCUCGUACCGGUACGACACAGAGACGAGCACGGUCAGGGGCCUAUCUGGAACGUUCAACGCUACGGAGAUACGAGAACUUCAAGGGGCAGACUUUGUUCAGAGCAUCGAGCCAGACGUCAUUGGCAAGCUCGACGCGUUGGCGACACAGUAUGAUGCUCCGUGGGGCCUCCAGCGAGUAUCUCAGGUGAACGGAUUACCGGAUGACAGUGAUGAAGGUGGAUUGGGAUACACGUAUACAUAUGACCAAAGUGCGGGGCAAGGAGUCGACAUUUACGUCUUAGACUCCGGAAUCAAUACAGCACAUACGGAUUUUGGUGGCCGAGCUCGGUGGGGCAAGACAUUCGGUGGAUUCCCUGACGAAGACACUAUUGGUCACGGAACUCAUGUUGCGGGUACAGCGGGAGGAAACAGAUACGGUGUCGCAAAACGUGCCAACCUUAUUGCCGUCCGCUUCGUCGAUGCAAGUGGGAACGGCCUUGCGUCGGACUUUGUCGCUGCCGUGCAAUGGAUCAUCGCGCAAGCGGCGUCCUCGGGUCGUCCAUCUGUUGUGAACAUUUCUGUCCAUUUCCCCGGGACUGACUCGAUUGAUCAAGUUGUAACGGAUGCCAUCAAUGCGGGACUUCAUGUUGUCGUUUCCGCAGGGAAUAGAGGCACGGACGCGUCGAGCCAGUCUCCUGCUCGCGUACCAGUCGUGACCACAGUCGCCGCAACGACCAUAAGAGAUGAAGCGGCUUAUUAUAGCAACUAUGGACCCCUGGUGGACAUUUGGGCACCUGGAAGCUCCAUUAUCUCAGCAUGGAUAGGAUCCAACACUGCGACCGCAACACUCACUGGAACAUCCAUGGCAGCGCCCCAUGUGGCGGGUAUUACCGCACUUCUGAUCAGUCGUGUCGGCAACAGGGUGCCGGCUGCGUUGUUGGCCUUACUCCAAUCUCUUUCGCCCUUCCGCUCGUUGAGCGAUGUUCCCGAUGGAACGAUUAAUCAACUAGCAAACAACGGCGCAUUUACUCUCACAGGCGUUGACUCUAAGGAGGAUUCGACAACCCUUGAAACCAACACGGAGUCUUCAACGAGCUCAUCCACUCAAACUGCUAUAUCGAGUUCUACCAAUUCGGAGGAGACUAGCACUCUCAGUCCACCUGCCGCAACCAAUACCUUCACGUCGGUAACUACAUCCUUGCUUUGGGAUACGGUCUCGUCAACCGAAGACUCUCCUACGAGCUCAUCGACCACUACGUCGCGGCUAGCGGCAACAACCACGACCACCACGAUUGGAAGGAAGCCAGCCGGGAGGAAACCCAUUUUCCCCCAUCCGCCUUGGCGCUGGUGGUGGUAG